AUGGAACCUAGACUUUGUUUUACUUUCAGGUGAAGGUCCAUUUCUCCAUGUUAUAUCAAUCUUUUAUUUAUUAGCAUGAGUUUCAAAAUUUUGAGUAAAAUUUGA
Molecule: messenger RNA, 105 nt
Organism: Raphanus sativus (radish)
Lineage: Eukaryota; Viridiplantae; Streptophyta; Magnoliopsida; Brassicales; Brassicaceae
Product: peptide POLARIS
Exons: 1
Source: RefSeq, a predicted model, not a curated record